This is a messenger RNA of Bactrocera tryoni, 348 nucleotides long. RefSeq names its product cuticle protein 16.5-like. The transcript has 3 exons. NCBI's taxonomy places the organism in Eukaryota, Metazoa, Arthropoda, Insecta, Diptera, Tephritidae. The record is from RefSeq and is a predicted model, not a curated record. Bases 1 to 348 code for a protein of 115 amino acids.
AUGUUCAAAUUGUUUGCUGUCUGCUUCUUGGCUCUCUUCGCUGUCGCUUUCGGUGCUGCUAAGCCCGGUCUCUUGGCUGCUCCAUUGGCUUACUCCGCUCCUUUAGCCGCUGCCCCAGUGGCUUACUCCGCUCCAUUAGCCGCUGCCCCAGUUGAUGCUGCUUACGCCGCUCCCCUCGCCUACACUGCCGGAUAUGCUGGUUACGUCGCUCCCUACGCCAGCAGCUACUCCGCUCACUCCAUUGCCCACUCCGCCGCUUUCCCAGCUGCCUAUGCUGCCGCACCAGUAGUCGCCGCUCCAGCACCAGUGCUCGCUGCUGCACCAGCUGUUGCUGUAUUGAAGAAGUAG